Talaromyces amestolkiae is the source of this 2580-nucleotide messenger RNA. RefSeq lists its product as uncharacterized. The transcript is spliced from 2 exons. Gene Ontology annotation, molecular function: phosphoribosyl-AMP cyclohydrolase activity; histidinol dehydrogenase activity; NAD binding. The coding region runs from base 1 to 2580 and encodes 859 amino acids. NCBI's taxonomy places the organism in Eukaryota, Fungi, Ascomycota, Eurotiomycetes, Eurotiales, Trichocomaceae. Gene Ontology annotation, cellular component: cytoplasm. Gene Ontology annotation, biological process: L-histidine biosynthetic process. The record is from RefSeq and is a predicted model, not a curated record.
AUGGCGUCACCACUGGUGAUUGCCGUGCAGCCCCGCGCUAAAUCGGAAUACAAUAUCCAGGAUAUCGCUCGAGUCGGCAAUGCAUUCAUCAAAAUCUCCAAUGCCUCGGAAGCGACAGAAUUCGUCAAUGAAAAUUCCGCUCUUCUCAACGUCUAUGUCGACGCCACCGAAAUUAGUGCCGCCGAUGCAGUGGAGGUCCUCAAUGCCGGUGCUUCGAAGAUAUUACUGACCACGAAACAAUUGAUUUCACUUACCGAAGAAAACGAGAUCCCGUCGUCAAGAUUAGUCGCAUAUGUCUCCUCGGACGAUGACUUGACAGAGCUGCGCAGUUGGCUCGCAAAUGACCCAGAGUCUCAAGACAUAGGCGUUUGUUCAACAGCAAACGCUGCUGAACUCUUCGAGAAGUUCGAUUUUCCCAAGGAUGGCGGUCAAGUUUACAAAAUUUAUGGAGGGAAUGUGACUGAGGAGGCCGUUAUUGAAGAAGUCGCUCAUGGUGUCAUCGCAAUUGUUCCCUCUGCUCAGUUUUCGAUCAUUCCCACGGCGGACGGAAAGGUAUCUGCGUCAAAUGUCCUGGCUAGCUGUGCUGUACCUGAUGUAAAUACCGGGCUUAUUGCCACUUUGGUCGUUGACGAGAGAGGUGUAUCGUUGGGAUUCGUGUGGAGUAGCAAGGAGAGCUUGAAGGAAGCCCUUAAGACAGGCACUGGAGUCUAUCAAUCACGCAAGCGUGGUCUUUGGUACAAGGGUCAGAGUAGUGGAGACACACAAGAGCUUUUGAGCAUUGGCUUUGACUGCGAUGCGGACUGCAUGGUCUUUAAAGUCAAACAACUCGGCCGAGGUUUCUGUCACCUUGGGACAAAUACUUGCUUUGGAAAAUAUCAAGGCCUUUCUAGCCUACAGAAGACUCUGCAAUCCCGCAAAGAGAGCGCUCCCCCUGGAUCAUAUACAGCACGCUUGUUCAACGACCCCAAACUCGUUGAAGCCAAGAUCAUGGAAGAAGCAGAGGAGUUGUGCCAGGCGACAACCAAGAGUGAAAUUGCUUCGGAGGCUGCUGACUUGAUUUACUUUGCUCUUACCCGAUGUGUUGCCGCAGGUGUGAGCCUAGAGGAUAUUGAGAGAAAUCUAGACAUGAAAAACCUCAAGGUCAAGCGUCGUAAGGGUGAUGCCAAAACUCGUUGGGCUGAGAGGGUUGGCUUGACCAAGACAGAGAAGGCUCCGGAGCCCACACCUGCACCAGUUGCAGCCCCUAAAUCCGACCGAAUUGAAAUGAAACGAAUUCACACGUCGAACACGCCGGUAAGCGUUAUCAAAGACGCACUGCAACGCCCUUCUCAAAAGUCCAAUGAAGCUAUCGUUGAACUCGUCAAGCCUAUCAUCGCCGACGUUCGCACAAACGGAGACGCUGGUGUUUUGAAAUACACUCACAAAUUCGAGAAGGCUACAUCCUUGAAAUCACCGGUCAUCAAAGCCCCAUUUCCCGAGCACUUGAUGCAAUUGUCAUCUGAUACCAUCAAAGCAAUCGAUGUGAGCUUUGAAAAUAUCAGGAAGUUUCACUCGGCACAGAAAGACGACAAGCCUCUUAUUGUUGAGACUAUGCCCGGUGUUGUCUGCUCUCGUUUCUCGCGCCCGAUCGAGCGUGUUGGUCUUUAUAUUCCCGGUGGAACGGCUGUUCUUCCCUCGACUGCUCUCAUGCUUGGUGUUCCCGCCAUGGUAGCCGGUUGCAAGAGGAUCGUUCUUGCUUCACCGCCUCGCUCAGAUGGUAGUAUUUCUCCAGAAAUUGUCUACGCAGCACAUAAGUGCGGUGCAGAGAGCAUUGUUCUUGCUGGUGGUGCCCAGGCUGUUGCAGCCAUGGCCUAUGGUACCGAAAGCAUCACCAAGGUCGACAAGAUUCUCGGUCCUGGUAACCAGUUUGUAACUGCUGCAAAGAUGAUGGUGUCGAACGAUACCUCUGCUGGAGUUAGCAUUGAUAUGCCUGCUGGACCUAGUGAGGUACUGGUCAUUGCCGACAAGAAAGCCAACCCUGCAUUCGUUGCCUCUGAUCUUUUGAGUCAGGCGGAGCACGGUGUUGACUCACAGGUUAUCCUUAUUGCUGUUGAUCUUGAUGACAAGGAACUGGCAGCAAUUGACGAGGAAGUGCACCAGCAAGCAAACGCUCUACCCCGAGUAGAUAUCGUGCGGGGAUCGAUCGAGCACUCAGUAACUUUCGUUGUCAAGACGCUCGAAGAGGCCAUGAAUCUCAGCAACGAGUAUGCCCCUGAGCAUCUGAUUCUGCAGCUUGAGAAUGCAGAGGAGGUUGUUCCUCUAGUCGAAAAUGCUGGAAGUGUUUUCAUUGGCCAGUGGACUCCUGAGAGUGUUGGAGAUUAUUCCGCAGGCGUCAAUCACUCGCUUCCUACCUACGGAUACGCCAAGCAGUACUCGGGUGUGAACCUAGGCUCUUUCGUCAAGCACAUUACAUCCUCGAACUUGUCGCCCGAAGGUCUUCGCAAUGUGUCUAGUGCGGUUAUGCAACUCGCUGCUGUUGAGGGAUUGGAUGCUCACAAGCGGGCUGUUAGCAUUCGCAUGGAUGUUAUCAACAAGUCCUAA